Molecule: messenger RNA, 363 nt
Organism: Peniophora sp. CBMAI 1063
Lineage: Eukaryota; Fungi; Basidiomycota; Agaricomycetes; Russulales; Peniophoraceae
Source: the annotation of a GenBank genome assembly
AUGUCCGCGUCGUACCAGAAGCUCGCGCAGAGCGAAGACGGGAUCCCUUCUGCACCACCCGCUGCGAGCGAGUCUACGCUUGCACGUCGUCUACGUCUACUCGCCAUCGUGCUUCUUGCACUCAACGUUCUGCUCGCCGCUGCAAAUGGCGCCAUGACCUUGCGCAACGGUGCCGCACUGCACCGCGUGCUCCCCGCAUUCGAUGUGCAUAGUCUACCUACGCCUGAUCAGUAUCAGGGUCUACCGGAACACUCGCGUAACAAAACCGUUGUUUUGCGCGACGAGAAUGGCAAUCUCAUCUACCCGUCAAGAGAAAAGGCUCAGACCCGUCGCGACUUCCUUACAGAUAUUCUCGGACGUUGA